Rana temporaria (common frog) is the source of this 5996-nucleotide messenger RNA. It is a transcript of the gene SMTN, whose product is annotated as smoothelin. Gene Ontology annotation, biological process: actin cytoskeleton organization. The transcript is spliced from 19 exons. Gene Ontology annotation, molecular function: protein binding. Bases 112 to 3240 code for a protein of 1042 amino acids. Lineage: Eukaryota; Metazoa; Chordata; Amphibia; Anura; Ranidae. The record is from RefSeq and is a predicted model, not a curated record. Gene Ontology annotation, cellular component: filamentous actin; microtubule organizing center.
GGGUGGGCAAAGUAGUGAUUUGAAGUUGCAGUGUGCAGGAGAGAACAGAUGUAGAUCGGUGGGAAGUGAAGAAGUGUGUGGAAGAAGUGAACUGAUAAUAAUAAGAGAGACAUGUCUGAGGAGCGCUUCACCGCCAUGGACGAGGGAUCACUGCGCAAGCUGCUGGAGGUGACCCUGGACCUGGCGGAGAGGCGGGAGAUCCGCUCGGCGAUUCGAGAAUUACGCAACAAAGAGUUGGAGAGAUGUGAGGAAGCCUUGGCCUCUAAACGCUUCAGAUCGGAGAGAGGACAAGAGGACAAAGAGAAUCAGCCUGGGGAAGAGAAACAGCAGCGGGCUCUGCAUACGUUGGCAGGAAGGCUACAGGAGAUAAAUGAUGUGGAGGAGCUCACAACACUGCUUAGAGGAGCCAGUGAGUAUGAAGAGAGAAAGCUCAUUCGUGCUGCUAUCCGGAAAAUCCGAAAUGAUGAAAUUGAAGCAGCAGCAUUCGCAGGAAUGCUGGUCAGCCGCACCACUGACCGAGGCAAUGGCUCCAUGCCGUCCAAUGGUAUAGAGAAUAUUGUAGAUCUCCCUUCUAUGGCUCAAGAAAAAGAGGACUUGGAAGAAAGAAAUCUCAUCAAGGCCCAAAUCCAUGAACUCCGUAGCACUCAAAAUGGAAGCAGCCAUUCUUCGGCUGAUGACUCUUCAUCCGAUAUGGUUCUGCUCCUAAGUGCUCCCUCAAGAGAAAAGUUGUCGUCUUUGUCUUCAUCAUCCUCCUCGUCCUCCUCAUCGUCCUCGUCCUCCUCAUCCUCAUCAUCUGAACCUGGGCAUUUGUCGCAGUCCCGUACAACCGAGCACUCCACCCUCAGCACAGACUCUGGGGAAGACUCUCCACAGAAUGGAAGUAGAGAGGUGUUCAUGGAGUCAUCCACACAGAUCAGAGAGGAGAAAUCUACAGAUAAUGGCAUCACCCUUCAGAAACAGAGUUCUCAAGAAGAACAAAAGCCUGAUUCCAAAGAAACGAGCAAAGCCAUAACAAAUAAGAGUGCUGAUAAAGGAUCGGCUCCAGAGGAGAAGGCAUCAAGGACAUUUGCAGAGCCAGAUGGCAAGGUUCCACUAUCCCCUUUCAGAAGAGCCAAUUCUGUGAGAGACAGAGUGAAGAAGUUUACAGAAGAGCCCCCAGGCAUGCCUCCUCCUCUCAGUAACCGAUUCUCAAGCAUGAGAGGUGAGAGACUCCCUGCAACAAGAGGAGGACGUAUACAGCUACAGCAAUCCCUGUUCUCUACGGGUCAGAAAAACGGCCAUGACAAGUUUCAGGUGGGACAGGAAGAAAAGGUAGCCGAUAAACCUGCGCUUAAUCGCGCCGCGUCACUGCUUGGCAGUCAGAAAAGUGCUAAAGAAGCAGAAAGCGCUAACAGAACACGAGAUAAUAAAACGGCAUCUGUACCUGAAAUCAAGAGCUUCAGGAGCAGCUCCAUAAAAGGGUCCUCGGCUCACAGCUCUGCAGGACUCGGCACAUCCUCCGGGGAAGUGAACAGGAGAUUUCCCCAAAGCAAAAGCUCAUUCAUCCCAAAGCAGGAAGGUGGGAGGAGCAACACGGACCAAUUGCAAGUUACCCAGGCCAAAACAGAGGGGGGGAGACAAGUUGAAAAUACAGAUGGGACCAUUACAAAACCAGUGCUACAAGGCAGUGCACAAAGUGCUACAUCAACUCUGCACACAUCUUCCAAAGACGCUCAGGGCAACGAGCAGGAAGACGACAUGAAGACCUUGCUCACCAUUGAGAUCAAAGAUGGACGGAAUCAAGGGGCUAAUAGCCGGAUCGUGGGGCAGCCAGGAAAUCAAAGAGCAGAACUUACCUUGGGUCUGACGGCUUCCCCAUACAGAAUCGGCAGUGGUGUCACCACCAGCAGCAUCAAUACAAGUGGAGUGAAUGCGGGCAGCGGAGUCAGUUCGAGCAGCAUCAAUGUAAGCAGUGGUGCCAAUGCAAGGAGUGUGAACACAAGCAACACCAAUGCUGGCAGUGGGAUAAGUACAAGCAGCUUUAAUUUGGGCAGCAGGACCAAUGAGAGCAGUUUCACUACAAGCAGUGCCAAUGCAGGCAAAACCAUCAGUGCAAGCAGCAUCAGUGUGGACAGUGGGAUCAGUGCGAAUGGUGAAAGCUCCAAGGUUGAAGCAGAGCAACCACAGCAGACUAGCCAGCAAAUAGAUAUAUUUCUUCCAAGCACAUCUGAGAAGGUAGAAACGGAAAAGAAAGCAAAGCUGACAUCAGAGGAGCUGCGCACUAUAGAAGAUGAGGAUGUCCUUGAUAAAAUGCUGGAUAAGACCUCAGACUUUGAAGAAAGAAGGUUGAUCAGGACAGCCAUGAGGGAGUUAAGACAGAGGAAGAGAGAUCAGCGUGAGAAAGAGAGGGAACAGCGCUUACAAGAGCUGAAGACCAAGGAGAAGGAAGCCCGGCUAGCAAGAAGCACUGAGACCAGUCUGCGGCAAAGUGAGACUAUAAACCAUGGCAAUGCUGUCAGCACUGUCACCAAAACGCAGACAAUGGUGCAGUCCAAUGAUGGCAAUAGAACAUCAAGAACAACUACAGUGGAGGCCAGUUAUAUGAAAAGAUCAGAAAAUGGUGGUACAGUUCUUCAGACAAAAUCUGCUUCAUAUAGUGCAACGUCUAAGAAAGUGGGCAGUGUAUUUGAUCGAGAGGAUGAUGGUGUGGCAGCCUUGGAGAGGAGACAGGCAGAAAAGAAGAAGGAGCUCAUGAAGGCCCAAAACCUUCCUAAAACACCAGCCACACAAGCUCGCAAAGCCAUGAUUGAGAAACUGGGAAAGGAUAGUGGAAGUUCAUCCAGUCCUGCUUUUGCCAAAGUUGCCACACCAAAGUCGUCUGCAUUUGGCGUCCCUAAUGCGAACAGUAUCAAGCAAAUGUUGUUAGACUGGUGCAAAGCAAAGACCCGAGGUUAUGAGCAUGUGGACAUCCAUAACUUUUCUUCUAGCUGGAGUGAUGGAAUGGCCUUCUGUGCCUUGGUCCAUAACUUCUUCCCUGAGGCGUUUGACUACAACCAACUCGCUCCACAGAACAGAAGACAGAAUUUUGACUUGGCCUUCUCAGCUGCAGAGUAUCUCGUGGACUGCGUCCCAUUGGUGGAAGUUGAGGACAUGAUGAUAAUGGGGAGGAAGCCAGAUUCAAAGUGCGUUUUCACCUAUGUCCAGUCCCUAUACAACCACCUGAGGCGGCAUGAGAUGCGUCUACGCAAGAGUGAAUUUUAAUAAACCCCUGUACUCUCCCUUGACGUCUUCUGGCACAGCACCAGCACCGUGCAGCUAAUGCCACUGCACAAUUUCACAAGUAACCCCAGGAUCACUUGAAAGACAUUUGUUGGGGUUAUAUUGUACUGUUAACAACCUGUUUCUUGGAGUUACAGACUGUAUAUUUGACUGUGCUUUUGUUUACGCAUUUUCACCCUAACUUGCGUGUGUCCAGAGCCUUGCAAUACAUUGCCAUGCAAUGCACUGUAUCCCUAUGGAAGCACUUAGGCUGUAAUCAAGUGCUGUGCUGGUAGGAAUCUAUCACUACCUACUACCUUCUAUCCCUUUCCCUUCCACAGAUUAAUAUAUUUAGAUAGUAUUUUAAAUAUAGCACCAGGUAAGCGCUGGAACUUUAUAACAACCACAAGCUAUAGAACGGUCAUAGCUUUCAGUUAUCUUGCACAAUUCACGGGUUGUCUGCGCUGCAGAAGUCUCUGGAAUGGAGCUAGAAGCACUCAGGUUCGAUGAAAUAACCUUCUAGAAAAUGCAUGACCGUAACAACUAUACAGAAUAUCUAAUUAGAAUUUUUGUUCAAGAGUAAAAUGUUUAUUUUUAUGAAAACUGCUAAACAUAGUAUUACAUAGGUGCAUUAGGCUCAGAGAACCUGGCACCUACACUCUAUAUCCAACACAAAGUAACCUAAAUAUGCUGAAUGAACAGCAACAUUCACAUGCAACGUGGUGCGUAGUAUAGCACUGCAUUCCAAAGGGAUGAGCUGUACUGUAGUCUGUGUCACUGGCCUUCUAAAAAUCAGGAAAACUACUACAAUAUCUCUAGGAAAAAAAAGCUUUUGUACUACUAACUAUAAAAAGCUUUUAUACUGCCAACAUAGCUUUGACUUGCUAUUUUUAAAGACUUACAUUUUAACUUGAAGAUAUGUAAACAGUCUUGCUGGGUGGAAUAAUUGAGGGGGUAAAAAAAAGGGUUGAAAUGCUAUACCAGGCUCCUUUAAAUGCCAGUCAUAUGACCAAAAGCCUAGGCAUUUGAUUACAUGUCCUGCUUAAGGGGAGAAUCUGCCAAUCUCUGAUCUUCAGGGAUCAAAUGCAGAAGAGGGCGUUUGAAUGGGUAUUGGCCUUUAGGGAAGGGAAGGGAAGUAUUUCAGCCUUUUUGCUCUCGAUCCACCUCGGCAAGACAUUAAACAUAGUUUUAAAAGGCACUGCCACUUUUCUCAUUCAGGGCAAAGUGACAGUCCCCAAAGGUUGCCCCUCUUCUGCCCUAAAUAGGCAAAAUGAGUGUCUGAGUUAACAUUUUAGUAUUUGUCCUCACCUGCAGAGUGUUCUUGGUAAUGUGUAAGCCCUACCCAAGCCACAGCAAAGUAAACUGUAUAAUGACCUUUUAGCUACGAUCCUGUGAUCUGUGCACUUGUACAGAGUAAGUUGGGAAGCACAGUCUACGCUGUUGCACUUUUAAGUAUGCUGCACCUUGCACAGCUCUGCUAACACAGAUGUACAAGAAAUUAAAACCGAUUUGUGAUAAGUUUCCUGUUCACUGCAGUGAAUGCAGCCCUUGGAGUAUUAUUUUAGUGCACUAGGAAUGUGAAGACGGAGGCUCUUUUUAUUUUUUUUUUACUUUAGUCUUUAUUUGCUUUUGAGGUUUCGAAUAAUCCCUUAAUUCUGGAUUUACAGAUGGUAAGACUUAGUGGUUUUAAAGGAAAAAUGGAUGCAUUCUCUGCUUUAAGGUGAAAAACCUUCUGUGUUCUGCUUCCCGGCAGUACAUUUUUUAAUUUUAGGCAGUUCCUGAUGAAGCAGCCCAAAUUCACUUAGUGUGUGGCCCUGUUGGAUUACCCCUGCCCAGCACAAAUUGAUUGAAGAAUCAAAAUAGCCAGGCAGAAAAUUGUCGCACAACAGUUGCAUCCAGUCAGAUGCAGCCACAGUUUGGGUAUUUUGAUAGCUACUGAGCCGGCUGUCAGAGUAUAAUAGCCACAGCAGGAGAUUUGCCCAUUUGUGAUGUAGAGCAUGGGUGGAGGAAUCUAUAUGUAUGGCCAGCCUUGGUGUGACAACAUAUAUGUCUGAGCAGAACAUUUUAUUUAGGCACUAAUGUACUUAAAAAUAUAUAUUCUUUGACCAUUGGCCUUAACCAAGCCAUGACAUUGAGAUGCUUGCUCCCUCUCUAUCAAGAGAUGCCUACUUUGAAUAUCUUGUUAUGCUACACAGUAAAAUGCUGCAGACUGGCCAAAGGGCUUUUCUUUACACCGAUGUAUCUGACCAAUUGAUGCUCGCUUAUAAGGAAUCCUCAUUACUGCACGGUUGGUGUUUGGUAAGGCAACUGCAUAUACUGCUAGAUUGUUCAGAUGGCUUGUACCAUCUCGAUUAAAUUUAGGACUCCUGCUGAGUGCAACUGAGUGUUACUAUCUUUAGGAACGACACUUUAAUGUAUUGUUCUACAGUAUUGAGUCUUUUUUUUUUUUUUUUUUGAUUCUUCAGUUUUUAGAGGAGUGUUGUGUGUGAAAUGUUCAGAUUUAUAUCACUUUUAAUUUGGAUUAUUAGAUGCUUUUUAUUAAAAGCAAGACUUUUAAUGUAGUUGUCCACUUUCUCAUGCCCCACAUCGUUUUUAUAUUGUAUAUUCAUCAACUGCCUGUAGUACCAGGAGCAUAAUAUAACUUAGAGCUGCAGGCUUUUUGUGUCUUCUUGUUUUAGAUAAUGUUAUAUGCUAGCUAAAAUAAAAUUUAAGGAUGUUUUCUACAACCCCGGCCCCCCAAUAGGAUGAAGACCUAAAAA